AUGCUCGGGACAAUCUACGUCGUCGUCAACGCUAUCGUUUACGUGGUGGCUUCUCAGGAUGCAGUAAGUUCGCUAUAAAAGGCAUUUUGAUGCCGGAUUGCAGACUGUUGUCUUUGUUAAAUAUUUUUAGAAAAAAGUAUUAAUUCCUUUGACAAAGUCUCUCUUCGCUUUUCACUUUUUUGAAUGACCUUUGAGUAAUUUCGCAAAGUCUCAUUCACCUUGUUGUAUCUAUCGUUGGAAUGUUAAUACUCAUCUUGUUCAAUUCUUUCUCUUUCUUCCUUCUUCUUGUUACUUUUCCUAUUUUCAUAUUUUCUGUACAAAAGGAAGGAUUAAAUGUCUGGGUAUAAUAAAUUUAGAUAUUAAAUUAAAAUUAAAAUUCUCUUGUCGAGUCUUUGUUCGAAUCGCAUGUUCGUUCGUCAUCUUUGAAUUUUCACUCGUAGACGAGAUUCGAACUCAACUAUAGACAAAUACUUACGCCUGAAGUCCAAAACCGUUGAGUAUUUGGAUGCGAAAGAAAGAACACCAUUUUCGAGUUUCAGUUUGUCCGAUAGAAGAGCAAUUAGAAAUAAACAGUAGAACGUUUGUUCGAAAAAGGGUUCACUUUGAUCGUUCGACGCUCUAUAUGUAGAGAAGAGAAAGCUGCCGAGAAGUAUAGAUGUAAUAACCGUUCAAAUGUGCCAAUGAGUCUACCCGCAUUUUACUUCACACUUUACGAUCAUGUUUUUCCUUACGUGGAACAACUUUAUCCUUGUAUCAAAACAUACUGUGACAAUGAGUAUAAUAAAAAGAUCGUGCUUGUUGAAUUAAAAAACCCAUAGUUGGCACUUCCUAUAUCAAGGUGGGCUAAAAACCAUUUAUUAUUAUUUAUUACAGUCAGUUACGUAUCUUUUAGCUUAAAUAAAAAUGCGUGUAGAGCCUUUUAUGGAUUGGAUUCCGCAAAUAGUUCACCACGUGCAAAAGUAACUAUAAAAAUAUAUAAGUGAUAUAAGAAAAAUUACUAGAAAUAUUAAAAAUAUAUAAGUGAUAUAAGAAAAAUUACUAGAAAUUACUAGAAAUAUAAUACUAGAAAAAUUCGAGAAUCAAACAAAUAUGGACACGUGAGAUUUUUCUUUUACAGCUCUACCGUGUAUUUGAACAAAAUAUGAAAUAUUUCAAUGAUUUAAAAUUGUUAAAAUUUACUAGCUUUUUCAAUAUUGGCGACUUUCGAUAACAUUCCAGUAGUAUUUAUAAAAGGAUAUUCUGUAAUUUUUUCCAACAACAUUCCGCCAUUAAAUUCAGAUUAAACAAUUUUUUUUUUUUUGACUCCCGAAUUGUUAAAUUUCUUCUAUUAUUGUUGUACAAUUCACGAUCGGAAAUUGCUUUCGAACAGAUUUUACUGACAAUGUACAUUUCGUUUCAGGUGACACUUGAACGAACAAAACGGCAGGACAACGCGAGCGGGGAUGGCCGCGUGAUAGACAGCAUCUUCAACGUAGGUAUUUCAUUUCCGUCCAGUUUUCUCGACGAUCGAGCAAAAGCUAACUCGAACAGAAUCCGACUAGAUUCCAAUCACGGCGCUCAAGGAAACUGCAGCUGCGGCGCAGACUUUCAAUCCAGGAAACUCUGAGGCUAUCGACAGCAUCUUAAAGGUAACGAAAUUUUUAUUUACGUAACUCUUGUGUAAGACAAGACGCGUGGAUACGAUUCUCCUCGAACACUCGACGUGAACAUUUCGAGAACGUUCGCACCGUAUAAAAGUUUCGGGCAUGAAAUUAAUCGAAGAUAAUAAUCUUUAUCACGAGUGACCAACCGUGGCGCAUGAAGCAAGUUUUGAUGACAAAUAAAAGGAAUAAUGUGAGAUAUAAAACUAUUGAAAUUCUGUGUAACUUAUUAACUAUUAUUAUCUUCCUUGUUCGUCAAGCAGAAGAAGAGUAUAAUCCAACUUAUUUGUAUUAUAAUUAGUCAGUGUUUGAUUAAAUGUUCGUUGGAUCUACUCAUCUGAAUCUGAACUCCUAUUACACGAAAGAAAAAGAUCGUAUAGCAAGUUCUAAUUCUAAAGGAUCGUUGUAGGAGAGGGGUCUUCAAUCUUCAAAUUGUGCAUUUACUCGUGAAGAAAAUUCAGUUCAAUGAUUUUCGUAUUGUGACGAAAUUUCAGAGAAGGAAAUUCUUCAAUUUCGAGGUCCGAAGUUUAUUAUUCUACAAUUUCUUUUUUACAAAAUUAUAAUAUUAAAAUUAUAAUAUUAUACUAUACAAAAUUAUAAUAUUAGUUUCGAUAUUUAGCUUCUUUCAAGCUUUAAAAUAAAUCUUUCUUUUUAAAAUUAUAAUUUUAUAAUAUUUAUAAUUAAUUUAUAAUAAUAUAUAAUAUAUAAUUUAUUUAUUAUAAUAUUUUAUUACUGAUUAUAAUUUUAUAAAACUCAGCAUUUAGUGUCCGAAUAUUAAUGGACGAACUUCCGAUAUGUAUGUACAAACUGUUGUCUCCCGACGUGGUUACCAACUAAUUAUUUAUCGCGUUUCGCUUCGUAGAUCCCUGUCUCGACAUUGGAGGCUGUUGGGAAUCUAGUGAAAGCAACGUCCGGGCAAAGACGCCAGAAUGCCGAAGGAUUGCAACGAGUGCGCCAAGAGAGGAGAGACCGAAUGCUGGCUCAGAGGGAACGACAGAGGUUCCAGAGAGAGCAGCAUCAGCAACAACGUUUCAAACAGCAAAUGAUAAAGAGAAACAUCAAGAACAACAACAAAGAUCCAUUUGGUUUAAACACUCUGUCUCUUCUGGUUAGUAAUCAUGGCGUUUUAGGUAGUAUUCAAGGUGCGUUUGGUGGUUACAGUGGAGGUGGUGGUGGACAUGGUAGUCAUGGUAGUCACAAUGGUCAUGGUGGUCAUGGAAGUCAAGGCAUCGACGGAGGACAGGGAAGCACAAGCGGCUACGAAGUUCACGAAACCAUAGAGGAGGACACAAAUUAUUCCUGGCACGGGGUCACCGCUGGGUUUGGUACGUUCUCCGGUACUCGGCCAACCAGCGCGCACAUCACCGUGCAAAAUAAAAUCGCUACGAAGGACAGAAGGCCGAUCAAGUAUUACGACGAUCCACCCAUACAGAACAAAAUUGCUCCGAGCACAGGAAACGAAUUGGACUACAAAGACGAUCCUCCGCUAGAGAACAAGAUCGCACCGAAAAGCAAUAGAAUAUCGUUUCGGUCUUAA
Heterotrigona itama is the source of this 3177-nucleotide messenger RNA. The record is from the annotation of a GenBank genome assembly. Lineage: Eukaryota; Metazoa; Arthropoda; Insecta; Hymenoptera; Apidae.